AUGGUUACUACAUUUUAUGGUGAUAAGCUUCGUUUCACUGGUAAAGACAGAGCCGGCAUUGUUGUGGGGGCAUCCAGUGGGGUGCAUCAGAGCCGAACUGCAUCUCUCUUGUGCGGCUUCGGCUUGGCUGCUGGCUUGCAAACAGUGCCACCAGCAUUCAGAUGGCAUGUGCAUUUACGUUUCAUAUGCAUUCUACUCUCUCUUUAA
This is a messenger RNA of Gongylonema pulchrum, 207 nucleotides long. Lineage: Eukaryota; Metazoa; Nematoda; Chromadorea; Rhabditida; Gongylonematidae. The record is from the annotation of a GenBank genome assembly.